GAAGCGCCGCGCUCCCGGCCGCCGGCGCCGCGCCGUCCAGGAGGCCAAGCAGUGCAGACAAGUUGGGAUCAGCAUGGCGGACCCCAGCGAAAGCCCCCACACAGGGCCUGCGGAGGUGGCCGAGCCCCCCGGGGAUGAGAAUGGCAUACUUGGUGGGGAGGCCUUCCCUCUCUCUUCUCUGGCCAACCUGUUUGAGGGGGAGGACGGCUCCCCCUCGGCCUCAGCGGCUGAUGCUGGGCGCCCCUCCGGCCCAGGCGAUGGGCGGCCAAACCUGCGCAUGAAGUUCCAGGGUGCCUUCCGGAAGGGGGUACCCAACCCCAUUGACCUGCUGGAGUCCACCCUGUACGAGUCCUCAGUGGUGCCCGGGCCCAAAAAGGCACCCAUGGACUCGCUCUUUGACUAUGGCACCUAUCGUCACCACCCCAGUGACAACAAGCGGUGGAGGAGGAAGGUCAUGGAUCUCUGCCUGUCUCUCUUACUGCAGCUCCAGCCAUCCACAGGGAAGACUUGCCUGCCCAAGGCCCUGCUGAACUUGAGCAACGGUCGGAACGACACCAUCCCUGUGCUCCUGGACAUCGCGGAGCGUACUGGCAACAUGCGCGAGUUCAUCAACUCGCCCUUCCGGGACAUCUACUACCGAGGUCAGACCGCCCUCCACAUCGCUAUUGAGCGCCGCUGCAAACAUUAUGUGGAGCUCCUCGUGGCCCAGGGAGCUGAUGUCCAUGCUCAGGCCCGAGGCCGCUUCUUCCAGCCGAAGGACGAGGGAGGCUACUUCUACUUUGGUGAGCUGCCCCUGUCACUAGCUGCCUGCACCAACCAGCCCCACAUCGUCAACUACCUGACGGAGAACCCCCACAAGAAGGCGGACAUGCGACGGCAGGACUCCCGUGGCAACACGGUGCUGCAUGCGCUGGUGGCCAUCGCGGACAACACUCGCGAGAACACCAAGUUCGUGACCAAGAUGUACGACCUCCUGCUGCUCAAGUGUGCCCGCCUCUUCCCCGACAGCAACCUGGAGGCCGUGCUCAACAACGACGGCCUCUCGCCCCUCAUGAUGGCUGCCAAGACUGGCAAGAUUGGGGUCUUUCAGCAUAUCAUCCGCAGGGAGGUGACCGAUGAGGACACCAGACACCUGUCCCGUAAGUUCAAGGACUGGGCAUACGGGCCUGUGUAUUCCUCGCUCUACGAUCUCUCCUCCCUGGACACGUGUGGGGAAGAGGCCUCCGUGCUGGAGAUACUGGUCUACAACAGCAAGAUUGAGAACCGCCAUGAGAUGCUGGCCGUGGAACCCAUCAACGAACUUCUGCGUGACAAAUGGCGCAAGUUCGGAGCUGUUUCCUUCUACAUCAAUGUAGCCUCCUAUCUGUGCGCUAUGGUCAUCUUCACCCUUACUGCCUACUACCAGCCACUGGAGGGCACUCCGCCAUACCCUUACCGCACCACGAUGGACUACCUGAGGUUGGCGGGCGAGAUCAUCACGCUCUUCACGGGGGUCCUGUUCUUUUUUACCAAUAUCAAAGACUUGUUCAUGAAGAAAUGCCCUGGAGUGAAUUCUCUCUUCAUCGAUGGCUCCUUCCAACUACUCUACUUCAUCUACUCCGUGCUGGUGAUUGUCUCGGCGGCUCUCUACCUGGCGGGGAUUGAGGCCUACCUGGCCGUCAUGGUCUUUGCCUUAGUUCUGGGCUGGAUGAAUGCCCUUUACUUCACCCGUGGGCUGAAGUUGACGGGGACCUAUAGUAUCAUGAUCCAGAAGAUCCUCUUCAAAGACCUGUUCCGCUUCCUGUUGGUGUACUUGCUCUUCAUGAUCGGCUAUGCCUCAGCCCUGGUGUCCCUCCUGAACCCGUGCGCCAACAUGAAGGUGUGUGACGAGGACCAUACCAACUGCACGGUGCCCACGUACCCCUCGUGCCGUGACAGCGAGACCUUUAGCACCUUCCUCCUGGACCUCUUCAAGCUGACCAUCGGCAUGGGCGACCUGGAGAUGCUGAGUAGCACCAAGUACCCCGUGGUCUUCAUCAUCCUGCUGGUCACCUACAUCAUCCUCACCUUCGUGCUGCUUCUCAACAUGCUUAUCGCCCUCAUGGGAGAGACGGUGGGCCAGGUCUCCAAGGAGAGCAAGCACAUCUGGAAGCUGCAGUGGGCCACCACCAUCCUGGACAUCGAACGCUCUUUCCCCGUGUUCCUGAGGAAAGCCUUCCGCUCUGGUGAGAUGGUGACAGUGGGCAAGAGCUCGGAUGGCACUCCAGACCGCAGGUGGUGCUUCAGGUGAGUCAGGGCAGGCAGAGUAUAACCACCUUGCAAGAUUUAGCCCACAUUUUAUACCCAUU
Molecule: messenger RNA, 2327 nt
Organism: Hipposideros armiger (great roundleaf bat)
Lineage: Eukaryota; Metazoa; Chordata; Mammalia; Chiroptera; Hipposideridae
Gene: TRPV4
Product: transient receptor potential cation channel subfamily V member 4
Exons: 14
Coding region: 74-2269 (731 amino acids)
Biological process (GO): osmosensory signaling pathway; calcium ion import across plasma membrane; actin filament organization
Cellular component (GO): cilium; plasma membrane
Molecular function (GO): calcium channel activity; protein binding
Source: RefSeq, a predicted model, not a curated record